Molecule: messenger RNA, 1231 nt
Organism: Laetiporus sulphureus 93-53
Lineage: Eukaryota; Fungi; Basidiomycota; Agaricomycetes; Polyporales; Laetiporaceae
Exons: 7
Coding region: 155-1168 (337 amino acids)
Source: RefSeq, a predicted model, not a curated record
GAAUAACCAGACUUGAGAUGCGUCACGGGCAGCCCAAGACCGGCACCCUGGCAAUGGCCUGGGACAAUAGCGGGCGACCAAUCAUAAAAUAUCGUCAUGCUCCAACUUAAGAGCCAGGCCGAUAGGCGUGCGCACUAUACCUUCCCACCGCAACAUGUCUCAGCACAUCACACACCCCCCUAGCCAACCUCCUGGGCGCCCUCCGAUCGGUGCCCAUUUCACAUUCAGCGAAGGGCAAUUCGCUGGUCGGACGAUUUGUGUGGAAUUGCAUGAGCUACAGAAGGCAGAUGUCGGAAGAAAAUAUAUAUUCAAGGACCGCCGCCCACUUGAUCCGCCGCCUGUGGCUCAAAUGAAGCUGUUCGAGACCGUGAAUCCCAUGUACGUUCCUGGCACGGAGUUUGCCAACUAUAAGGACGUCAAAAUCAUCGGUCUUCUAUGUCACGUCGAUUUAUUCGCAGUGCAUUCAACUGCUCAAACGGAUGCAGGACCCAGCAUUCCCCUUCGUCAAAAUGCGAGUAGAGUAUCGUCAAUCUCACCACCACCUUUGGACGUGGAGGACCACGCUUCGCCUUUAAUUUUGGCCGCCACUUCAAAUGCCACUCAAUCUGAGGUGCUGACACACGUCGACGGUCAUCCAAUCACAGAGCAGUCAAACUGCACCACUGCAUUGGCCGGAUCGACCGUCAUCGAGGCCACAAGCCUGGAAUGGAAAGGCAGAGAUACGCUGAUGUAUAUCUUCUCGGUUUGUUCUUCCUCGGCUUGCGUCUCCAUUGUUGCGACUGGAGAUCGCGCACGUGCCCGAGACUUAUCCGUUCGGCAAGAGGGCACCUUUAUUCUGCGCUAUCGUGUGUUCGACGUCAUGUCGAGGGCAAGAGGUCACGUAACCGUUCCCGUCCUGGCAGAAUGCUACGGUGGCUCCUUCAAGGUCUUUCCGCCCAAGUUGUUCCCCGGUCUCCAGCCUUCUACAGAACUUACCACGCAUUUGGCGCGCUAUGGAGUCCGAUUAAACGUGCGCGAAACUGAACGUCGCAAGCCGAAGAGCAGUGGGUACCAUACGCAAAGAAACGUCCGCAUCGCCCCUGCAAGCUCGCCUGGGCACUCUCAGAAUGAACCCGGAUCCUCGGUUUCGCAUGAUAUCGCACCGGACACAGGCCCAAAACCUAGAUGAGGCAGAUGUACUCAUGGCUGGCGGAGCAAUCACCAAAAUUCCGACGAGAAAAUUCGUGAUAUU